Ilyonectria robusta is the source of this 948-nucleotide messenger RNA. RefSeq names its product isoflavone reductase family protein. The coding region runs from base 1 to 948 and encodes 315 amino acids. The record is from RefSeq and is a predicted model, not a curated record. The transcript is spliced from 3 exons. Lineage: Eukaryota; Fungi; Ascomycota; Sordariomycetes; Hypocreales; Nectriaceae.
AUGAUGCGUAUCGCUGUAGCUGGUGGCGAUGGCCUUGGCUAUCUCCUUGCAAAGGCACUGUCCGAAGCCCCAACCGCUCUCAACGUUGUUGUUCUAUCAAGAUAUGCCCGCAGUGAAUAUGUGCCACUCGGCAUCCAAGUCUUGCAAGUCGACUACAACGACAACGACAGCCUAGUUUAUGCGCUUCAGGGGGUGAACCUCGUCAUAUCCGUCGUGGGAGGGAGGCCGCAGCUGAACCUGAUCAACGCGGCGGCAACGAGCAACGUCCAGAUGUUCGUGCCGUCCGAAUUCGAAGGAAGCCUCAGCAAGCGACCGCGCAACGACCCCCUAGACACGGGCUCCCACUCGGCAAGAUCCCUGCUGCGGAGGCUGUCUCAGUCGUCGCAGAUGCAGUAUACCAUCUUCUCGUGCGGAGUCUUCAUGGAGAGAUUCCUCCCUGGUGGUCUCGGCAGUCUGAACAUCGGACACAGCUGUGACCUGAACGAAGCCGGAUCCUACCUCCUCAACCUCAACCUGGCAUCAGCUGAGAUUGUUGAAAAGGACUCUGGAGGGCACACCGUCCGUAUAUGCUUGACUUCGGUCUAUGACGUGGCCCGGUUCGUUGUUGCGGCAAUCGAGCUCGGCCCCGGGAACUGGCCUCGCGAGUUGACGAUGCGUGGCGAUCGCAUGUCACUGCGUGAUAUCGUGGGAACCUGCGGUAGAUACAUGAACACUCCAUUCGAGAUCCAAUAUAGGCAGUUCAGAGAACUGGAGCCCUACAUUGACUAUUACGCCCAACAGGGAGACACACAGACGGCUACAACGUACCAGCGCCUCCUGGCUACUGCCAAUGGACGAUACGAAUUCGGAACUGCAUCGCUAAAUGAAGCCAUUCGUAAUAAUCCGGCUGUCGAAGACGUCCAUCCAGUGUCGUUCCGCCAAUGGCUCGCGAAUGUAUUCCCGUCAUAA